GCGGAAGUUAGGAACGCAUCGCUAAGAGAUCGCGUAUGCCUGUAUUUUUUUUUAAUGUUUAUGGCGUGUUAAAAUUCAAUUGAGUAUAUUUAGAAGUGUUAUUUCGCCGUAGACUCAACCUCACAUUUCAUUACAGUCUCGCACUUUAAAGCUGCUCGGGCUAGCUUACCUUGUUAGCUGCUAACAAAGAGACGCAGAGAAAGUUAGCAACAAAUGCUAACUGUUAUCGUUUAAAAAAAAUGUGUCACGUCCAAAUGCUGAGAGCGUUGGUGAGUGAAAGAUUGACUGCGGUGGUGGAAGAAAUAUUUGUUGUAUUAGAAAGAACGAUAGCAGAGUACGAAGAAGAACUGUGUCGAACAAAAGAGGAUAACGAGCGGCAACGUCAACUAUUGGAUGCUGUUUUCAAGCCUCAAAUAGAAGACGUCCGUGAAAAAGAUCUGGUCCCUGAGCAGCGGGAGUGGAGCGCCAGGGUGGCGCAGAAGGAACCUUGGUGGCCCCACGUUAAAGAGGAGGAGCAAGUGGGGACUCAGGAGGAUGCUGACAUCCCCAAGUUCCCUGUGACUUGCGUGAUUGUGAAGAGUGAAGAUGACGAAGGUGAAGCUCAGUGGUCGCGGCCUGGUCACAGUCAAAGUGAAGAGACGAGAAGAUCCGAAGCCGACUGCUUCUUAGCUCCGCUAUCAGAUGGUGACGACAUAGUGUCACAUUCCCCUGACUCUAAAACUGAUAUGACGUGUCACACUUCCAACCAACACAUUAAAUUCUCUCAAUGCGACAAAAAGUUUGGCAGCAAAAGUAAUUUAAAAAAGCACAAGAGAGGCCACACUGACAACAAACGCUUGAAGUGUCCGGAAUGUGACAAAACGUUUCGCAGCAAGACUGAUUUGCAAAGACACGUGAGGAUCCACACCGGGGAAAAACCUUUCAGCUGCCCAUUUUGCGAUAAGAAAUUCUCCUUAAAGGGAAAUUUGAUGGCGCACCAGAGAACGCACACGGGAGGGGAAACUUUUUCCUGCACGUUGUGCAACAGAAGCUUUCGCGUCCAUUCAGCGCUGCGGAGGCACACAAGGACACACACCGGCGAAAAACCCUUUUCCUGCUCGCUCUGCGGGGAAAGAUUCUCUCAGAAAGGUCACAUGAUGAGACACGCAAGGACACACACUGGCGAGAAACCCUUCAGCUGCAACGUGUGCGAGAAAAAGUUCUCUGAAAAGUACAAUAUUAAGAAACACAAGUGUUCUUGUUGAAAUGAGGUAAACGUACAAAAGAAAACUG
Nerophis lumbriciformis (worm pipefish) is the source of this 1272-nucleotide messenger RNA. RefSeq lists its product as uncharacterized. Gene Ontology annotation, molecular function: DNA-binding transcription factor activity, RNA polymerase II-specific. NCBI's taxonomy places the organism in Eukaryota, Metazoa, Chordata, Actinopteri, Syngnathiformes, Syngnathidae. Gene Ontology annotation, biological process: regulation of transcription by RNA polymerase II. The record is from RefSeq and is a predicted model, not a curated record. Gene Ontology annotation, cellular component: nucleus.